Molecule: messenger RNA, 930 nt
Organism: Lactuca virosa
Lineage: Eukaryota; Viridiplantae; Streptophyta; Magnoliopsida; Asterales; Asteraceae
Source: the annotation of a GenBank genome assembly
CGCUCCGACUCCGACACAUCAAUGGUGUUGCAAUUGUCGAAGCUCCCAUUAUUUCGCCGUUGCGGGUGGCUUAGCUCCAGCAAUGGAGUCUUCUUCACAUCCGAACAUCAAAACUUCUCUCAGCUCCCAGUGAGAUGGCCCAACACCCACAAAAAUUGUCCAGUCAGAAGGUUCGCCACUCUAAAGUCAGGAAAAGUUAUACCACCAAAGAAGAAGAAGAGAUUGGAUGAAGUAUGUCUCGAAAGGUUUCAGCAGUACAGUCGAAACUACAUUCAAUCAUGGAUCCUACAAGGCAAGGUAAUUGUUGAUGGGCGAGUUGUAACUAAAUCUGGACACCCUGUUUCUGAUAAAUCCGUUGUGGAAAUCAAGGCUGAAAUCCCGAAAUAUGUAUGUAGAGCAGGACAUAAAUUAGAAGCUGCCAUUGAACAGCUAGGAAUCGAUGUUACUGGAUAUGGACAGGUGGCGGAUAAAAUUCGUCGAGAUGAACGUGUCUCGGUUAUCGAAAGGACAAACUUGAGAUAUCUUACUGAACUUCCUCAGAAAGUUGACUUGGUGACUUUGGAUCUUUCAUUCAUUUCUAUACUUGUGGUCAUGCCUGCUGUUAUUAGCCUGAUGAAAGAAGAAGCUACUUUAGUUACACUAAUCAAACCUCAAUUUGAGGCUCGUAGAUCACAAGUGGGAGGAGGUGGAAUUGUGAGAGAUCCCUUGGUUCAUCAAGAGGUGCGUGAAAAGAUAGUGAAGGGUGUGGAAGAUCUAGGAUUCCAAUGCAAUGGCUGGAUAGAGUCUCCAUUAAAGGGUGCUGAAGGAAACAUAGAAUUCCUGGCUUGUUUUAGCAGAACAACCGUUGACUCACCAGUUAAAGUAGAGUAGAUUAUUAGAACAACUAAAGUUUUGGGAACAGAUGUUAUAAAAGUAUCCAAUGUUAACGAC